Drosophila busckii is the source of this 2557-nucleotide messenger RNA. RefSeq lists its product as uncharacterized. Lineage: Eukaryota; Metazoa; Arthropoda; Insecta; Diptera; Drosophilidae. The record is from RefSeq and is a predicted model, not a curated record.
UCUCUACUCAAAUACAAGUUUAACAACAAAAAUUAAAAGGAAAACAAACUAAAUAUGUGUAAAGUAAACCAAGCGCAAGAUAAAUUUGCGUAUGGCCAGUGAGGAAGAACAACAAUUUUGCCAGCGCAGCCUUGUCUCGCAAUUAACUACAAAAGUUUUCGGCACAAUGAACAACUCCACAAAUAGCGGUACUAGUGUGGAGGCGAACGCAACUGCCGGCGCCGCUGCUGCGACUACGUCGACGGCUGCGGUGCCGGAAUUUGUGCAUCUGACUGAGACGCGACGCUAUAUUUAUAGAGUCAUAGCCGCAAUACACGAUGAAAGCUUUCCAAAGCAUGUGCAUCAAUUGCUCAAAUUGUUUGAACGUGCCAUACGUGAGGAGUUUGUAAGUGCGCAAAACUCCUCACUGAAUUGCCGUAAGCUGGCACGCCAAGUGAUAGCUCUCACCGAGCUUGUACACGAGCAACUACAGCUGGGCAAGCAAUGGAUGGAGCUGCGUAGCUCGUUGGAAAAUCGCCAGCGCAUCUGCUACAUUAUAGCCAACUAUAUAGCCUGUGAGCUCUGUGCAGCCCAGGAUAAAAUGGAAAAGGAACAGUGCAUUAUAGAACGCAUCAAUAGCAUGUUAACUCUGUUCAUAGAACAAAAUAAUGCAAACUCAAGUGCUUUAAAGGAGGACAUGCUGUGCACGCUGGUGGCCGUGCCAAAGCUUUUUAUUUUAACCAUUACAAUAUGCUUAUUUGUUUACAGUCGCCUUUUUCCCCAGUGGCCCAAGAUAAUAGAUGUUUGUUAUCAAGUGGAGCUACCAGACAAGUUAUAUAUCGAGUACAUAAUCGUAUUUUAUUAUUGGCAUCGGCUUGUGCGCGAUGAGGACACCAGGCAGCGGAUCUAUGAAUUUGCCGCCAAAUUUAUGCGUCCAUCACGCACGCUUUUCUCAAAUCCCACUUAUCUGAAUCAUAUGCCUAUGAUAAGCGAUAUCAGCACUGCAACGCUUAGUAUAUUGCAGUUUUUAAACAUGAAGGGGUGCUUCAAGUUGCAUGCAACCAGCAAAUUAGACAAUCGACAGUCCACAGCGAAUGAUUUGUUGCUCGAUUCGGACGAGGAAGAUGUGGAACUUGAUACUGCCGGGGAAAUUCUAAUGGGAAAUAAGACUACUGGCGAGUCGGCACAGGAACAGGAGCAGCCUGACUUUCUGCGUCGGCUUUGCCGCAAUGCAACUCAUCAAAAGCCUGUGGAGCGCGCAACAGCGUUAUAUCGCGGCAUUGACAGCAGUCGUGAAGUUGUGGAUCUUUGUGAAUCGGAUGAGGAUGUGGACAUGUUUUCGCUUGAUUUCAAUGUGCCUGCGACAGUGGACACAAAUGUAUCUGCUGAUGAUGAUUAUGUGCCCAUCACAAUGAUAUAUCCCAGUAAUUUGCGCACAUACGAGCGAACCACAAGCAGCUUCACAGCCACAACCGAAACCGUUGUCACAAGCGACUCACAGCUGGAGAUUUUCACGGCUAAUGCCAGCGUUACUGCUGAACCACAUUAUACCGUGCCGCGCAUUGUCAACAGCUACAGUUGUUGUCGGGAAGUUAUGAAUCAGAGCGUGCAAACGGCGGAGAUGUCGUUUGUUGCAACACAUUUGGAACCCACUUACCGCGAACUCCGCCUACAGCAGGCAUCUAGUCAAAAUAGUCGUAGCAGCGGGACAACAACGUUGCCGCCGAAAAAGCAGGUUACGUUUAAGGCACAGCUUCUGGGUCCUGGACAUAAAUCCACAAAAGACAGCAGGAGCAGCAAAGCCAUCAAGCCCUCAAUUAAGCAAUAUAAAGUGCAACAUGCUGACAAUAGCAUUGAAUCUCUCAAAUUAAUGGCACGCCAAGAACAUUUAUUAGCAAGCAAGCGCAUGUUCACUAAACUGGAAACAAAGAGAAACUGUGAUAAAAGCUUUGUUGGCACGCUGACACGUCAAACAUUGAGGCCUCAGUGCCCAGCCAUUGCGGUUGUAUCUUCAACGCAGCUUACGCCCACAACAAGCAAUGCAUCUACAGACACGCCCACGCCUCAGCAUCACCACCAAAGGUUGGCAACGCAACGGGCUAUGCCCACACCUCCCGCCUCCACGCAUAGCUCAUCAGAUACACCGCGCAAUACGCCGGACUCACGUCUGCGGUCGCAUGCGCGCAGGUCUUAUUUUAAGUCCAAUGGUCGACGCCUAAACAAAACGUCACAGGAUGAGGUGAAUUUUUAUAAUGAACUGCUGCGCCAGCAGCGUGCCAAGGUGAACGAGCGUCGACACGGCAAACCUGUAACAACGCCUGUCGUAAGACUUAAGCGAAUUAACCUAAAUGAAACGGAAAUUGCCAACUACAAUGCUGUUUUUAAUGCCACGUCGAACGCACGACGGUAGCUAAUCAAGAGCUCAAAGAGAUUUUAAUAUCACAACCCUGUUGCUACAUCUAAUACGCCAAUGUGACUUGUUAUCUUGAAUGUAAAACUGAAUAUAGUAGAUUUUUUUUUGAAACCCUUAUUAUUGAAAACCAAUGCCAUUAGCCUUAAGCACUUAGCAUAAGUUUAG